Emiliania huxleyi CCMP1516 is the source of this 1302-nucleotide messenger RNA. RefSeq lists its product as hypothetical. The transcript is spliced from 10 exons. Lineage: Eukaryota; Haptophyta; Isochrysidales; Noelaerhabdaceae. The record is from RefSeq and is a predicted model, not a curated record. The coding region runs from base 1 to 1131 and encodes 376 amino acids.
AUGAAAAUCUUUUUCCAGCGGAUGCUGCUGCAGUUACCGGCGGCGGCGGGGUUACCGGCCUUGCUCCCCGCCCUGCUGCUUCGCCCCACGCCGGCGCCCUCGCGAGCUGCGCCGCCGUGUGCCGCCGCUGCCGCUGACUGGUCGCGCCUCGUUGAGGGUGCUCCGCGCGAGGCCAACCUUGCUGCGUUGGAGGAGCUUUCCGCGGCCGGCGCUGCCUCGCUGUGGAAGAGCGCCAAGGUUUCGCCGCGGCCGGUAUCGCUGGGAGAGCUCAGCCGCACGACCAAGAUCCCGGAGGCCGCGCUCGAUCCGACGGCCACCGAGUACAGUCUGCAGGACAUCCAGGACACGUUCGUCAAGGUGGUCGUGGGCUGCACAGUGGGAGCGGUCGCGUGGGCGGCCGGGAGCGACGCGCUCGGCCUCGACGCCGGCCUGCGCUUCACCGGGACGUACCUCCUUGCGGGCGUGCCGAUCGGCAUCCUCGCGAUUGGCUCGACCGCGCCUGGCAUCCUCUUCUGCCAGAGAGCGUUCAAGAAGGCGACCGCCGACGAGGAGGCCAGGCGGGGCGCGCUGCAGCGCGUGGUGGUGUACGACGAGGAGCUGGCGCAGCAGCCGGGCGUCUUCGUGUCUGCAGACCAGAUUUCCAGCCUCGCCGUAGUCGCCGUCUCUGGUCUCAUCGCCGAGGCGAGCGCGUACGGCAAGGCGCUCGGCGCAAACGCAGACCUGAAACUGCUCAACGAGAUUCUGCUGCGGUGCCAGCCGCCGAUUCCGGCGGGCAAGCAGCAGGAGCUGUCUCAUAUGACCGCCCGCCCAUCGCCCAUUACCGAACCCAUAGGACACGACGCGGACACGACGCGGUACGCGGCGCUGAUGGCGUGGUCGAUCCUCCAGAAGCACGAGCGCGCGCUAGAGGCGAUCGCCGCCGCGCUCGAGGAGGGGGAGGGGGCGGGGCUCGCCACUUGCCUCGAGGCCGCCGAGGCGGCCGAGGCGGGGCGCGACGAGGUGGAGAGGGCGGCCGCCGACGCGAGGGCGGAGGCGCUGGCGCGAGAGACGCCGCAGGAGCGCGCCGCCCAUACCCCCACAGAGCGCGCCGCGCGUGAGCGCGAGGAGAUGGCGGCGAGGGGGCGGUCCUAGGCCGCCUUGCGGGCGGCCCACUGGACUAUCACCUACGCGCACUGGGCCCUGCACUUUGAAUGCCGUGGGGCUCCUGUCGUCAGACGUGGAGACGCGAGGGUUGCCCCCCCUUGCCCCACCACCUCGUGUGUGUGGAGAAGUUUACCUUACCUCACCUUACCUCUACACUGC